Molecule: messenger RNA, 669 nt
Organism: Thermothielavioides terrestris NRRL 8126
Lineage: Eukaryota; Fungi; Ascomycota; Sordariomycetes; Sordariales; Chaetomiaceae
Exons: 1
Molecular function (GO): protein binding
Source: RefSeq, a predicted model, not a curated record
GAUACCGAAAGUAUCCUGAGCUUUGCGAUCACCAACAACGUCCUCGAACUCGACGGCAUCCUCGGUGACAUUGCCGCUCGGCAUGAGGCCACCAAAGGCGUCCUCCUCCUGCGGGCCAGAGACUCGGAGGGCCGCAACGCAGUCCACUACGCCGCGAUCGGCCACGCCAACGACACGCUCGAGUAUCUCCUCGACCCCGAACUCUUCCCCGGCCAGCCACACCUCCACUUGGCGCUCUUCUACCUCAAGAACAAUAACGGCGAAAACACAGCCCUCUACGCCAUCCGACAGCGCUGCCCGCCCGCGUUCCUCGACCGGAUCCUCACCCUCACCGGCCGAGACCUCCUCCGCGAGACCAACAACGACGGGCUCGGGCCCCUCCACUGCGCUGCCGCCUACGACGCAGGCGAGCUCCUCAGGCAUCUCGUCGCGCACCACCACCUCGACCCCAACGGCCGCCUCGGCACGUCCCCGCGCGCCAGCCCCCUGCAGAGCAGCGUCUUCCUCCCCGAGGAGGGCGACACGCCGCUGCACCUCGCGGCGCGCUACAACGCGGCGUCCGCCUUCGAGGCGCUGUACGGCGACCUCCGCGCCGACUCGCUCGUGCGCAACCGCGCGGGCGACACGCCGUUCCACGUCGCGGCCAAGGUCGACGCCAAGGCCGUGCUC